Indicator indicator is the source of this 1296-nucleotide messenger RNA. RefSeq names its product acrosin-like. Gene Ontology annotation, biological process: proteolysis; acrosome reaction. Bases 1 to 1296 code for a protein of 431 amino acids. The record is from RefSeq and is a predicted model, not a curated record. Lineage: Eukaryota; Metazoa; Chordata; Aves; Piciformes; Indicatoridae. Gene Ontology annotation, molecular function: serine-type endopeptidase activity. The transcript has 6 exons.
AUGGUUUUGUUCCCCCUCCUUGUCCUGCAGUCGCUGUGCCGGCCCAUGCAUGGCACACAGAGGAACUGUGGGGCCUGUGGGAGCCGGCCCAAGGCUCGUGGCUCAGGCAUGUCACGCAUUGUGGGUGGCACCAGUGCCCUGCCAGGGGCUUGGCCCUGGAUUGUCAGCAUCCAGGAUCCACAGAGACCAGGCUCAGGGCACAUCUGUGGAGGGUCCCUCAUCAGCGCCCAGUGGGUCCUCACAGCAGCCCACUGCUUCGUCAGUGCCAGGAACAUCAGCAAGUGGCAUGUGGUGGCUGGGGCCAGCAGCCUGUCGCAGCUGGGAGCCAGGGCCGAGGUGCACCAGGUGAAGCAGCUGCUGGCACACCCGGGCUACAGCAGGGCCACCCAGAGCAAUGACAUCGCCCUGCUGGAGCUGGGCCAGCCCGUGCACUGCGGGCACUACGUGCAGCCAGCCUGCCUGCCCGACGGCUCGCUCAGGGUGCCCAAGCUCACCAACUGCUUUGUCAGCGGCUGGGGCUCCACCACGGCCAACGCUGAGGAACUAACUGAUGUGCUCCAGGAGGCCAAGGUCCACCUCAUCAGCUUCAAGCUCUGCAACAGCAGCCGCUGGUACAAUGGCUCCAUCCACAGCCACGACCUGUGUGCUGGCUACCUGCAGGGUGGUAUUGACACCUGCCAGGGUGACAGUGGGGGUCCUCUUGCGUGCCAGGACAAGAACAAUGACUACUUCUGGUUGGUUGGAGUGACCAGCUGGGGCAAAGGCUGUGCCAGAGCCAGGCAGCCUGGAGUCUACACCUCCACCCAGCACUUCUACAAGUGGAUCCUGGUCCAAAUGGGACUGUCCCCAGCAGUAACAACAACUCCAGCAGCACAACCAGGCUCCUCUGCCCCUAGUCAGACACCAGGGGCCACACCAGCUCAGUCAGCCACCACCAGGUCCUGUCCCUUUCCACAGCAGAAGCUGGUGCAGUUCUUUAGUCUUCUGCAGGAGCUGCUGAAGUAUGUGUGGGGCAGCAAGCCCAUCCCGCUGUGCCCGCAGCCCAUCCCGCUGUGCCCGCAGCCCAUCCCGCUGUGCCCGCUCCAUCGCUCUCCGCCCCCUUUCCCCAGGACCGUGCCCCACCGCCACCAGGGGGCACAGCCACUCGCCGCCGCGGUUCGGGCCGGGGCCUGGCUGCGGCCCCGGCUGCGCGGGAGCGGCGGGAGCGAGCGCUGGGGCUGCGAGCCGUGGUCCGGGGGCAGGCGGGAGGGUCUCGCGGGAGCUGCCCGUUCCUCGCAGUUCUGGCCUCAGGCCUGA